UUCUAUGCAAAGGAGGACCAACAGAAGGCAACAGAGAAGAAACUUUGAAUGCAUCAUUCUCUCUGGUAGUGGCAUUACCUUCCCCAGUUACAUCAUUCAGCAUGGUUCAGGGCAAAGCAGGUGAGACCCAUCCAGCAGAAUCUAACAACUCCCUGAAUCAGAGUGUUUCUGAUAUCCAAGCUCUGCCAUCUCCCAUUUGUAUCAUUUGAUGAGGCACCAUUUGGACACAAGGUACCAGUGCACUUGGAACCACCCUCCCCCCCCACGGUGUGAACUGGAACGAUCUGGAAGACUCAGUCCGAAUCCUUCAUUCUCCAACAAAGAAUUUCUCAAACUUCAUGGAAAUGUCAACAUACACAGUAGCACCUAACACUAUGAGAAACACUCCACCUAUUUGGAUGAGUGAGGUGAGCUGUGAAAAUUUUGGGAUUUUUGAUGAUUCAUCUGAUGUCAUUGGAGUCAUGGUGUAUACUGGCAAGGGUAUUCGAGAAUUCGCCUUUGUAGACAUGGGGCAAUUUCCACAUGAUUCAAAUCUAUGUGUGGAAGUCAUCUCCACACUCCUGCAUGUGAAGAUGGACUUGAAGAAUAAACUCUUCCUGCAGAUGGAUAUCUGUGCUCGGGAGAACAAGAACAAGUUCAUCUGUGUUCUCGCAUAUCUCCUGGUGGAGACUGGCAUAUUUGAAGAAGAAUUCCUCAGAGAUCAGCAGAGGAUGCAUAAGGACUCUCUUCCAAUGUUUCUCAACAGGGAUGCAUUCACCAUAUCACGCUCUCCCAUGAACAUGAAGAAUAGCAUCUACCAGAUGAUGAUUUCAUGGAGAUGGAAGGUGGAGCUUGCCUACACCCAGCUUUAAUCUUAUUCCUGGAAAAUGUGGAAGGUGGUGAACAUCGUGCAUCACAUCUCAUCUGAACUUGCAAUAUGUUGAAGACUUAUGGAACAUUUUGAACUUGUUUCAAGAUAUUGCAGUGUGACUC
Darwinula stevensoni is the source of this 972-nucleotide messenger RNA. NCBI's taxonomy places the organism in Eukaryota, Metazoa, Arthropoda, Ostracoda, Podocopida, Darwinulidae. The record is from the annotation of a GenBank genome assembly.